Molecule: messenger RNA, 4170 nt
Organism: Penicillium soppii
Lineage: Eukaryota; Fungi; Ascomycota; Eurotiomycetes; Eurotiales; Aspergillaceae
Exons: 2
Coding region: 1-4170 (1389 amino acids)
Biological process (GO): carbohydrate metabolic process
Molecular function (GO): chitin binding
Source: RefSeq, a predicted model, not a curated record
AUGGGGGACUCCACAGACUGGGAAUAUCCAGCAGCAACAGAUCGCGGUGGCACUGCUGACGAUACGGACAACUUCGUUGUAUUGCUCGCUGAAAUGAGAGAGGCUUUCGAUGCUGUGAAUCCCGGCUGGGAGAUCACCUGCACUCUUCCAUCCAGCUACUGGUACAUGCAAAAUUUCAGCCUCGCAUCGAUGCAAAAGUACAUCUCGUUCUUCAACAUGAUGAGUUACGAUCUGCACGGCAUGUGGGACCAGGAUAACAAGUAUACAGGGUCCUAUCUGCGAGGCCAUACCAACCUCACGGAGAUCGAUGUAGGGAUGGACUUGUUGUGGCGUAACAACAUUGAUCCAAAGAAAGUGGUUAUGGGAAUGGGAUUCUACGGUCGAAGCUUUACGAUGGUCGACAAAGACUGCCAUACAGCGGACUGCAAAUUUUCUGAAGUUGGAGGUGCUGGACCAUGCUCACAAGCUGCUGGCAUUCUGUAUUAUUCAGGUGAAUUUACCCAUCUGCUUCGUCUCUUUUGUUCACAAUACUUACGAAAGGCUUCAGAGAUUGAGUCCAGCAACAGCUCCAGUGACGUCCAAACUUACUAUGACCCAGUUUCAACGGUCAAGUAUAAUGUUUACAACGGCAAUCAAUGGAUAUCCUACGAUGAUGCGCAGUCGUGGCAGGACAAACUGAGAUACCUGACAGGAAAGUGCAUCUCUGGUGUCAUGAUAUGGGCUCUCGAUCAGGAUGAUGGAAUGCACAGGGCUCUGGGAGCGCUCCUGGGCGAGGAUGCGCUGUCUGGCUCACUUAUGGAGGGAGGUGAUCUCUCGACCAGCCAAAAGAAGGAGUUGACGAGUCAAAUAGCUGCAUACACCGGGCAAAAUUGCUAUGUCACUCAAUUCUGUACCGAUGGUUCAGGCUCCCAUAAGAACGAUCCGGAUUAUGUGUGUCCCACUGGUUUCUCCUCCGUUGCCACUGCACACGCCCCUCAACAAAAGCUCGGAUACUACAUUACCGACACUUGUGAUAGCGGAUUCUACCGUCAUAUUUGCUGUCCCACAGAUGCCAUGCCGAAGAAUUGCGAAUGGACCGGCGCCCCGGUACGCAGUGAAGUUGGCUGCAGUGGCAAGUGCGGAAGCGAUCAGUUCCAGCUUAACGUCGAUUCAUACGUUGACGCCUCGGGUGAGGAACCAUGUUACCAAGGAGACCGCGCCUUGUGCUGCGAUGGCGCCGAGUCAAUCAAUCAAUGCAAGUGGACUUCAUGCCAGAAGCUUGCAUCCACUCAGGACAAGCCGAGUUGCCCCAGUGGUAGCACCUAUAUGACCACCCGUUUUGACGAUGGAGAUGGCAGUUUAUGCUCCUCGGACGAUGAUGACGAUCUAGAGAUUCUCUACGCUCAGGCAUACUGUUGUCCAAGUGAUGAUGUGCCGUCUAAUUGCUCUUGGCCAUUCGAGACGCUACCUCAUACAUCGGAAUAUCUCUGCUAUCCCUCUGCCUGUGACUCCACCAAAGUGCAGUAUACCACCGCGCUUGAUCCUAGCGAGCCAUAUUACGGCGGUGGCUUGCAAUCGGAUGAUGAUUGUACUGCUUACACCCCUCCUGCUGGGGAAAAUCCCAAUUGGCCAUACUGCUGCGACCCACCGCAGGCAAACAGUGAGAAAUGGCCGGUUGACCCCAAGUAUCUCUGGGAUAACUACUACGAAGACACUGGGGACGACGUGGAAUGGGCUUACGUCGACAACUACGGCAACAACAACAAACAGAGCUCUCCCGGCGACGAUGAUGGGGAUGAUCCAUAUGGAUUUGUGAUGCUAGAUGGCCCUGCAGGCUCGAUUGACAGUUCAUUUGCCUCGACAUAUGAAUUCGCUCGUCGGAGCGAGGAAGUUCCCAAAACCAAACGCUCCUUGUUCACCACGAACCGCACCCGCUUGGAUACCAAUUUCGAUCAUGUCGAGGAAACGCAUCAUAUCUUUUGCAAACUGCCCACUGGCUCGUUGAAAUGCGACAAUUUAUUCUUCGACGGUGCUGAAGACACGAUAAUCCAUCUGCCAGAACACGUUGGCGAAGGCCCAUUUGCUCGUCUCGUUUCAAUACAGCGAGCCCAUAGCUCAUACGACCUUCCUCGGCAUCAUUUGGUCAAGCGGAUUGCGGAAGAGAAUGAGAAUCCUGUCUACAAGAUCAAAAUUGACUACAAUUUUCAAGCAAUCAAACGUGACUCAGGUGCUAUCAACAUGCGUGUGGAUUACACCAACCUGCUUGAUUAUUGGGAAGACGUUACAGAUACUCCUGCCACUCGCCGGAAGAAGCGCUCUACUACUUCGGUCCGCGACGAGCACAUAUCCUACCGUGAGUGGCGCGGUAAGGUUAAUUGGGCCAAAACCUCGCAUGAGGCUCUUCGCAAGCGACAAGCGGACAUCAUGACCUCCAAUACUACAUUUGAGCGCGCCGGUGACCGAGAACCUCACAAGCUCCAAAAAAGGUGGUUUGGUAGCUUCAAGAACUGGCUAAACAAGAUGAACACCGUUGAGAGCAGCAGCGUUGGGUAUCUGUCCCAAUUUUGGAAGAGCAGUCUUCUCCUCUUCAGCGCCUCCACGGGAUGCCCAAAGGCGAACGCCCAAUUGAACGUCUACCUGGAUUCUGAAAUCGGUAUGGACAGCACAUACGCCUACUACCUCUCCGGUACUCUGGUCCCUCCGUCUCUGGAUGGCACAUAUGCAUACUUUGGCAUGCAGCCGAGUGUGUAUAUGGGCUUAACAGUUGAAGGCACCGCUCGUAUGGACUAUAAGUCCGAGCGAAAGCAGCUCAUUCCAACCCUUUCCUACCCUGGCCUGGCAAUCAAGGGUAUAGCAGCCGUUGGGCCCACCCUUGACAUCUAUGGACAAAUCAGUGGUGUUGUACAACUGAGCGGCAAGAUGUCCGUUGGUGCCAAGUAUACCUUUGAGAAGUCAGAAGUUUAUUGGCCUGAAGGCGAUGACAGCACUGAUUACAGCAAGAUCAACGAUCUCGUUGGUGACCCUGAGCCCGUGGCAUCUGGACUUGAGCCGUCAUUCCAGGCGUCAGUUCAGGCUAGCGCCGAUUUAGAUGUCAUGGUUACACCCGAGGCUAACAUUGGCAUCACCAUUGGUGGCUCAUCUCUCAUCGGAGGCGUUACCCUGGUCGAUGCCCAAAUGGUUGGCUUUGUGAAUACUACACUGAGAUUCCACGCUGAUUCGGGGGCAUCCGUCUCGGGCGACUCCUCCACCGUGAGUGCUACUUAUACAUACAACUAUGGCGUGUAUCUCCUGUAUAAUCUUGGAUAUGGUGGUCAUGCCACAAUUCCAUUCUAUGAAUGGUAUAUGACAGCCCGGACACUGUUCAGAAGUCCAAAGUUAAUCACUCUUUACUCGAAUGGGGAUGUUGGUUCAUCUUCAACAAGUAUAUCGACCAAAAGAAGUCUAUCCUUGCAUGAAUCUCCUAUAUUCGAAGGAGUCGAUGUGGUGACCGAGCCAUCUAGAAUCCAGGGCGUGGGUCGCAAGAUAGGAUUCGACACCAAUCGCGACUUGCUUUGGGGAUCCGCACCCCAAUUCGUGAAUGGAACAGGCAAAUCUCUCCGCAAACGCGAUGAUGACAGUGAUGUCGACAUGAUGGAUGUUGACGAUGAUGACCCCAACUUCAGCUCAUCAAGCGCUCUCACUUGUCCCGCGAAUGACUGUGCCACCCCAGGGAGUAGCAACCCAAAAAAUUUGCCAGCAUGUUCUUGGAUCCUGCCUGAGUUGCGCUACAACUGCCUGUUCUUCCCCGAUCGACAAGUCAAUGACGGCUAUGGGAACUCGAGGAUCGUUCCCGGAAUCUGUACCAACGUUAAUGGCUUCUUCCAAAAUCGUGGUACAAGUGCCAGCACAGGAAUCACACUCACAUGGGAUCCCGACACAUCACGACAAACUAGCCGUCGUAAUGUUGCAUGCCCCGCAUUGAAGAACGCGCAAGGAAACGGCGGAUACUGCAGCACUGAGAACCAAGUGAUUGCUGGUGCUCUCAACUUGCCAUCCACAACAAAGAUCGUGAGCUGUGAUGAAUUUCCAAUUGCCUCUUCGGAAGAAGGGGGGAACUUCUUCCCAAAGUUACCGGUAAAUCCAACGUCGCAGGGUGUGAAGUGCGUGCCAGUAUACCAACAAACGCUCCAAGGGAACUGCCAUAGUGAGUAA